AUGUCGGGUUGGAAGAGUCUUAAUGUCGGCGUUAUUGGCGGGGGCAUCGGGGGCAUGUCCGUUGCAGUUGCCUUGCGUCGUGCAGGACACACCGUGACCAUCUACGAAAAGUCGGACUUUGCAGGUGAGGUCGGCGCUUCGGUUUCCUGUGCUGCCAACGGAACCCGCUGGCUACACGAGUGGAACGUUGAUAUCGCCAAGGGUGACCCUGUGGUCCUGAAGAAGCUUAUCAACCGUGACUGGUACACGGGUGAACCCGUCAGUGUGUACGACCUCGACGAUUACGAGGAGCGCUGGGGAUAUGUCUACAACAUGUUCCAUCGCCAGUACAUGCAUGCCAUGCUGAAGGAUUCGGCGCUGGGCGAGGGUGAAGGAGCGCCAGCAACUCUCAAAGUCAACCACCGGUGUCGCGAUAUCGAUCUGAAGACGAGUACGGUCGUCUUUGAGAACGGCGAGGUUGUAAGCCACGAUCUGAUCGUCGGUGCAGAUGGAAUCGGAUCGGCUGUUCGAGGGAUUAUUGGAAUCACACCUGAAAAGCGACCCUCCGACCAGAGCUGCUUGCACACCAACGUCAAAACCGAGGAUGCGGUCAGGCUCGGCUUGGUGAACUACUCCGAGGAUAGCGCACUGGAGUACUGGGGUGGACAGGAAGGCAAAUGGGAUAAGAUUGUUCUGUCACCCUGUAACGGCGGACAGCUUCUGCGUGGGGGGGCCGAAGACCGCCCUGUUGAGGAACUCCUCGCGCCAUACCCGCAACUGGACCGACAAGUGUUUAACCAUCUGAAAAUUGGGACGGAGAUCAAACCAUGGCGUCUCUGGGUCCAUGACCCAUACCCGUAUAUCCAACGCGGUAACACCUGUCUGUUGGGGGAUGCUGCACACCCGAUGAUGCCUCAUCAAAGCCAAGGGGCCUGCAUGGCCAUCGAAGACGCGGCAGCACUUGGACUAUUAUUUGGUAAACGUUAUUUCUCGGGGGAUAUCGCUCAGGCCCUCGCUGUUUACCAGGAGGUACGUCUGCCUCGUGUCACAAGGGUGCAGGCAGCAGCAGCAAAGGCGGCUUACAAUAUCAACGAGCGGAUUGGUUUCUCCGUCAACAAAGAUGUUCCCACAUAUAAAGUCGAAGACACGAAGAAGGUCCUUACCAUCGAGGAAAUGAAUGCCUAUGACAUGCACAAAGACAUUGAAGAGAAACUCGCCGCAAAGCGCGGGGCAACCUAUACCGAUAAGUUCCUGUGCGGCCUCCCCAUCGGACUCGAGCUGCCAAACGGGAUCACGAUCGGCGCAGUCGGCGCAUAA
Messenger RNA from Penicillium mononematosum, 1296 nucleotides. Its product is annotated as FAD-dependent oxidoreductase. The transcript is spliced from 5 exons. NCBI's taxonomy places the organism in Eukaryota, Fungi, Ascomycota, Eurotiomycetes, Eurotiales, Aspergillaceae. Bases 1 to 1296 code for a protein of 431 amino acids. The record is from RefSeq and is a predicted model, not a curated record. Gene Ontology annotation, molecular function: FAD binding; monooxygenase activity.